Messenger RNA from Carya illinoinensis, 828 nucleotides. RefSeq lists its product as uncharacterized. Lineage: Eukaryota; Viridiplantae; Streptophyta; Magnoliopsida; Fagales; Juglandaceae. The transcript has a single exon. Bases 1 to 828 code for a protein of 275 amino acids. The record is from RefSeq and is a predicted model, not a curated record.
AUGCAUGAAUGCAAGCCCUUGGCAACCCCUAUGCCAAGCACAGGACAACUCAUAUCUGCCUCAGACCAGCUCUUUGAUGAUCCUGCACUUUAUAGAAGUCUUGUUGGUGGUCUUCAGUACCUCACCUUCACCAGACCAGACCUAUCAUUUAGUGUGAACUAUGUUUGUCAAUUCUUACAAGCACCUACUAUGGCUCAUUUCCAACUUGUUAAAAGAAUCCUUAGGUACUUGCAAGGCACAACUGCACUUGGUCUACACAUCACCUCAAACAGCAGCCUCGACUUAUAUGGCUUCUCAGAUGCUGAUUGGGCUGGUUGCCCCACCACAAGGAGAUCCACCUCAGGCUAUUUUACCUUUCUUGGUAGCAAUUACAUCUCUUGGAGUGCAAAGAAGCAACCAACAGUUGCAAGGUCCAGUGCAGAAGCAGAAUAUAGAGCCAUGGCUUCCACUGCAGCCGAAUUAACUUGGCUUUCCAUUUUGCUUCAAGACCUUAGGUUGCCCCUCUUCAAAACACCCAUUCUUCAUUGUGACAAUAUGAGUGCCUUAUUUAUGACAGUAAAUCCAGUUCUACAUGCUUGGACAAAACACAUAGAACUUGAUUAUCACUAUGUAAGGGAACGGGUGGCACUUGGUUCCUUAGAAACUAAAUUUGUCACCUCCCAUGACCAGCUUGCAGAUUUGUUCACCAAGCUUUUACUCAAGACUCAGUUCAAACAGCUACGUAACAAACUUGGUCUUUACUUUCUACCACAACCAAGUUUGGGGGGGAAUAUUAGGAAUGAAAUUAAAACAAUCAGCUGUGCAUCAAUCAAGGAUAUUAGCUCAUGA